This is a messenger RNA of Zophobas morio, 3030 nucleotides long. Its product is annotated as cilia- and flagella-associated protein 251-like. The record is from RefSeq and is a predicted model, not a curated record. NCBI's taxonomy places the organism in Eukaryota, Metazoa, Arthropoda, Insecta, Coleoptera, Tenebrionidae. The transcript is spliced from 17 exons. The coding region runs from base 41 to 3025 and encodes 994 amino acids. Gene Ontology annotation, cellular component: motile cilium. Gene Ontology annotation, molecular function: protein binding.
UUAUUUACCAUUCUAUCAUUUCUGUUUAUGAUCAAGAAUCAUGUUGAACUAUGCCGAAGGCAAAGAAAUUCAACAGCAAACCGUUCCUGAGUGGUUUAGCAGUCCAGAAAUCGAUCUUCCUCUUUUGGACUCACUAAUCGACGACAACAACGAGCUAGGUACAGAUGCCGUCCUCAAGAACACUUCGUACAACUGUCUACUGAAACCUUUUGAGAUGGAAUGGGUUUUCGGGUUCGACGUAAACGUGCCUGUGAUAAAUUUAAGCGACGAAGAGAGGUGCCAGAUUUUUUAUACAGCGUCGAAUAUCGGUAUUCUGUAUAACUACUGUACCAAAACAAUGAACCAUCUAAGAGGACACCAAAGCAAAAUUGUUAGUGUGUGUUUGGAUAAGACCGGGCAGUGGUUAGCAACAGCUGAUAAUGGUCCAGACAACACUAUUAUGAUAUGGGAUACACAUAAAGCUACUAUGGUGUGGACGAUCUUCAACCACCCCCCAAGCGGUAAUAAUUUACUCUUAAUUGGUAUGAGCCCUAGCGCAAAACUGCUAGUAAUCAUCAGCGACCAAGACGAAACUACCAUCGAGUUUUGGUUGUGGACCUACGGCAAAGACGCACCCGAUGAUACCUAUACCAACGAAAACAACUUGGGGGCACCCAAAUCCAUCGAAUUCCAUCCAAAUAAAGAGCAACAUUUCAUGAUCGUGUUCGAGAAGUCGGUUUUGUUCUUUUGCUGGGACUUCGAAAGUAAUAAAGUGACCAAAACUAUUCACCCUAAGACUCCUUCAAACCUCCGCGUUGGUCACUACUCGGAUGCUACUUACGUUAAUCAUUGCCACGAAUCUUUUGUUGCUUCUUCCAAAGGUAGUAUUCUGGUUUUUGGAACUACCAUCUAUGCUAGAAAUUAUGCCGACGAAGCGAUUGACAAUGAAAAAUUCUACGUGAAGUGUAUCAAAAUCAGCAGGGCGUAUAUCAACUGUCUCACAUCCAUAGACCAAUUAAUUGUGACCGGAGAUUCCAACGGUACGAUAAUGUUUUUCGACAAAUGCGUCAAACUGCUCUACUGGAUUUCAAGACAAAUAACCAAACCCAUCAAAUCCAUAAGCUUUAAGUUAAACCCACGAAAAUAUAACCUGGUCCAUCAGGAAACAACCGACACACCAGACAACGCGGAAGAUACAUCCAGUGGUCUCAUUAACGAAUGUUUUGUGGAUUUUUCUGAUGAGUACGAACGCCUGAUUCUUGAACAAGUACCGAGAGACGCAACCCUGGAGAACCGUCCAUUCAUCACAAGAGAUUUCUUUAUAAAAACAGCGGACGGUACUAUGUAUUUGAUGAACGUCAUAGAUCACCGCUUGUUGCCUAUUUUCCCUACAGCGGACAGCAACGUGGCAGCGAUUGAUGUCCACGAAGAAAUGCCUUAUCUAGUAAUCGCGUAUACCAAAGGCCGUAUGGUUCUUUUCAACUACGAGACGGAGCAAGAAGUCCUCACUACAUUUCUACCCGAAACCGACCCCGAUGCUUUGAUAACAACCGUCAAGUAUUCUAGUCAAUGUCUACAUCUAGCCUGUGGGAGAAGCAACGGCGAACUGUGGUUUCUCCAGCCGGUUUUACUAGCCCAGAUUUAUGUGGAUCCGUUCAAAUUCAGCAACGACAAAGUAGUCAGUAUAGCGUUUUCUCAAAGUUCUUUGCAAAUGGCGUAUUUUGACUCGAAUAUGACAGUAUUUGCCUUUUACUAUGACACGGAUACCGAAGACUGGAUUUUUAAAGGGAAAGUGCGCUCUCACUACAAAGACAUCUGCAACAUGCUCUUCUUGGAUGAAGACCCUUUUGGUCUUUACACCAUCGGGAAAGACAGACACCUCAUCAAAUACACAAACAUCGCCGACAAUGACGAAGAACUCGACAUUUUGACUCGAGAUCGAAUAGAGCAGAAAGAUAUCCCGAUGUAUUUUAUCCCUUAUCCCAGAGGGAAGUUCAGCAAGAGUGGCUAUUUUUUGAUAGCAGAUGAUAAGCAUAAAUACAAAGCUAUAAGCUCGAGGACGUCCAUGUGCACGGCUGUGUAUUUAGGACCAGCUUAUGGGUGCUUCAAGGACAGCCACGUUCGCAAAAUGGAGUUUCUGCCUAAAUCCAACAAGAAGUAUCUUAUUUUCAUGACUAAGAAACAUUUCGGGAUCCAGAUGAUGCCAGUCGAUGGUAACCCGUUUAAAUUUGUGGGUUGUCUUGGUCACCCCGACGAAAUUGCAGAUUUUAAAAUUUCGAAUGAUGGACGACACGUAUUUACUGUGGGAAAAGACGACCGGACUGUGUUUAUGUGGAAAGUUAGAACCACGAGUGUAGAAACCAUGCACAUAUUGGGUGGUUUGGAACUUCAACCCUACUAUUGUCUCAUCGAAGGGGGACGAGGUGGUUUUCUGUAUCAAGAGAUGCGCGAUCUUUUCUACUAUAUGCAAAUUUUGCAACAAGGGGAGCAAAUAUCGGCCCCCAGGACCGUUACGAACUAUAUCAACAUAGGUGAAUUACCCGAUUUGAUGAGAGCUUGUGGGUAUUACCCGUCAGAAUACGAGAUUGAAAAUCUUUUGACCGAUAUUCGCUACAAACUAUUCGAUGAUAGCGGCAUUCUCAAAGACAAAGUCACAUUUUGUGAAUUUGUUAAGCUUUUUAUUAACCAUAAGCCGGCGUACGGGUACACUAUUGACGCUCUGGAGGAAGCUUUCGAGGCGAUUACUACGUUUACGGACGAAUAUGGGGGUUCAGAUAUGCCUAGAGACGACUUUAUUGAAGCUUUGACCACAACAGGGGAGCAAGUCAGUACUGAACAAAUCUACAGAUGUUUCGCCACACUAUUGCACGCAGAGACUACUUCGGGCGAUUUGUCAGGCGAAAGAGACUUCGGUUUUAUGCCAGACUCAAUUGAUUUUGAUUUCUUGGCCGAAGAUGUUUUGGGGUUGGAUCUGGACGCGCUUGAGCGUGGUGGUGGAGGCGAUGACGACGACGACGACGUACCUUAUUAUUAUUACAGUAACUGAAUAAA